This is a messenger RNA of Aspergillus thermomutatus, 341 nucleotides long. RefSeq lists its product as uncharacterized. Lineage: Eukaryota; Fungi; Ascomycota; Eurotiomycetes; Eurotiales; Aspergillaceae. The annotation marks the transcript as partial. The transcript has a single exon. The record is from RefSeq and is a predicted model, not a curated record.
AUGCACGAGUCCAACAUCUUGGCCUUGACGUUCAAUCACGUCGCACUGCCACCACAACUUCCAGGAAACCGAGAUGGCGAUGCAGAGACUGAGAAGGUAAACAGAGAGCUGGUUGAACGGCUCCUUCGCUCAGUGAACAUACUCAGAAGUGUCUGUGACAAGUCAUCAACCGAAGUCUGGGAUACUAUCGAAAAACUGUUGCGGACAUGCAUACUUCUUAAUGGGAAUGGCUUCGUCAAUAGAGACGCGGCGCUGUGUGCGUUCAAGGAUAUUGCACCUGGUGACGCACUUAUUCUCCACAUUGCUCAGCAAAACGCUUGUCUAUAUCUACGGAGACCAUG